Molecule: messenger RNA, 879 nt
Organism: Orbicella faveolata
Lineage: Eukaryota; Metazoa; Cnidaria; Anthozoa; Scleractinia; Merulinidae
Source: RefSeq, a predicted model, not a curated record
AUGCUUCUUUCAACAACCGCCAUAGUGUUCGUUGUAAUCGUUACACUUGAGGUAACCAUCAUCGUCACAGGAAACGUGUUCACCAUUUUUGUUUUCUGGACCCAAAGACUCCGCUUGAAACGAACGUUUCUUCUCCUGAUAAACCUCGCUGUGGCUGAUUUACUUGUAGGACUAGGAGAAGCUCUGGUUCUCGCGGCUAACACAAUUCCCAAUGGUGGAAACGAAGAAGAGAAAAUAGAAAGCCCUUGGUGGGCAUUCCAAGUAUUUGGCAGCAGUACCUCAGUGCUCUUUCUCGUUCUAAUUUCGCUGGAACGUGUUUACUCCGUGCUGUGGCCAUUUCGUCAUCGUGUAACAAGUACUUGUGCUUACGUUUACAGCAUUGUUAUCGUCUGGGUAACUGGAGUUUGUAUGAGUGGAGUGACGUUGUUAAAGAUAUAUCUUAUAGACGGUAUGUAUGCUGCUGCCACCUACGCUUCGGCUCUCUUUGUUUCUCUGCUGGUUAUUUGUACAAGUUACCUAACGAUCCGUUUGCGGUUGCAGAGUACAGCACCUAUAUCAGAAUUCCAAAACCAAGCAUCAAGAGAAAAAUCGUUGCGAAUGUCUAGGACAGUUUUCAUAGUGGUCGCUGUAUCGCUUGUCUUUUGGUUUCCCACUUUCGUUGUGAUCACUAUAAGAGACUUCUGUUCAUGUUUCUCUCCGCUGGCGGUGUGGUUUGUGGUUGUUCUACAGCUUGGGAAUUCCAUGGUAAAUCCAUUUGUUUACAGCUUUAGGAUGCCAAUUUUUGAAGAUGCUCUUAAGAAAUGCUGGAGAAAGCGUCGACAAAAUAUUGAAUUAAGACCUUUCCCGAGGAAACCGCACAAUGCGGAGUGCAACUUGUGA